AUGAAGCCAUACAGGAAGUGGCUGCUGGUGGUCCUGCUGACUUGGCUCCUCCUGAUCCUGUCCUUGCUCUGUCACUUCCUGGACCUCAGAUUCUCUGCGUUUCCUCUGUCAAGAUCUGCUGCAGACUCUGGACCCACCAGAACCGAAACCCGCCGCCUUGCCUCUGUUCAGGGAGGGUCCAUGAGACCUGCUGGAGUCUCAGAGGAGGACUGGAGGAGAAGGUCUAGGUACAGGUCCAGGUCUAAGGACUACAGGUCCAGGUCUAAGGACUACUACAGAUCCAGGUCUCUGGAGAUCCUGCAGAGACUAUGGAGCGGGAACAUGACAGUGGGAAUGCUGAGUCCUCGUCUCCAGAAGGUCCUGAAAGUCCAGCUGAGCUCCAACAGGCACCAGGUGAUGUACCAGAGGCCGCGGGGGGCGCGCAGAUCUGGUCUGCAGCUGUAUUGUGAGUUGAAGAGGAGGACCAGGAUCCGGACUGUGGAUGGGACUGAGGAGCCGUUCUUUAGUCUGGGCUGGGCCAAGCUGGUGCCUUCACUGUCCCUGCAGGAUCUCCGGGCAUCUCACUAUCAGAGCUGCGCCGUGGUGACAUCAGCCGGAGCCAUCCUCAACUCAUCGCUGGGGAGGGAGAUCGAUUCCCACGAUGCAGUUCUUCGUUUCAAUGCCGCUCCCACCAAAGGCUUCGAGAGGGAUGUGGGGACCAAGACCACCAUCCGCAUCAUCAACUCCCAGAUCGUGGCUCGGCCCAAACAUCGCUUCAACAGCAGCUCGUUGUAUCGGGACGUCACCCUGCUGGUCUGGGAUCCGGCUCCGUACUCCUCCAACCUGACCGAGUGGUUCCAGAAGCCGGACUUCGAUCUGUUCUCCGCCUACGUCCGACAUCGCGGUCUCCGACCCGAGCAGCCGUUUUACAUCCUCCAUCCAGGAUUCAUCUGGAGUCUGUGGGAGCUGAUCCAGGACAACACCGAGGACCAGAUCCAGCCGAACCCGCCCUCGUCCGGCUUCACAGGCAUCCUGCUGAUGAUGUCACUGUGUCGCGAGGUCAGCGUGUACGAGUUCAUCCCGUCCGUCCGCCGGACCGACCUGUGCCAUUACUACGAACGGUACCACGACGCCGCCUGUACGCUGGGGGCGUACCAUCCUCUGCUGUACGAGAAGCUGCUGAUCCAGAGGCUCAACGAGGGCCACCGAGACCAGCUGAGGAGGAAGGGCAAGGUCACGCUGAGGGGGUUCAGUACGGUCCGAUGCGGGUUGUGA
Messenger RNA from Chelmon rostratus (copperband butterflyfish), 1254 nucleotides. Its product is annotated as beta-galactoside alpha-2,6-sialyltransferase 2-like. Gene Ontology annotation, molecular function: sialyltransferase activity. Bases 1 to 1254 code for a protein of 417 amino acids. The transcript is spliced from 5 exons. Lineage: Eukaryota; Metazoa; Chordata; Actinopteri; Chaetodontiformes; Chaetodontidae. The record is from RefSeq and is a predicted model, not a curated record.